CGGGUAUCAUAUAAUUACCCAUGAUACGUUUCGGUAUAAUUCAACAUGGCGUCGGGAGAACGAAAAGAGAAGAAGAGUAUAUUUGACCUGUCGAAGUUUCUUGACAAAGGCGUUCGGGUGAAAUUUCAAGGCGGAAGGGAAGCGUCAGGAGUUUUGAAGGGUUUUGAUGCUUUGCUUAACCUUGUGUUAGACAACACCAUAGAAUAUCUAAGAGACCCAGAUGAUCCAUUAAAACUGAGUGAUGAGACGAGGCAGCUUGGUCUAGUUGUGUGUAGAGGGACGGCUGUUGUACUUGUGUGCCCAAUGGACGGAAUGGAAGCUAUUGCUAAUCCAUUUAUUCAACAAGAAUCAUAGCCUACUAUAACCAUGUAAAAUACACACUGUGGAAUAUAUUUAUUUCUAUACAUGUCAUAGGAGAAAAUGGUCAUUCAAUCAAAAGUUAAGCCAUCUUUUAUUGAAGACUUGCAUGGGGUACCCAAAAACUGCUAACUAUAUAUUGGUCUUUUUAUAUAGAAAAAACUCAUUUUCAAUUUAAAUGUAUAGUUAUAUAUUGGAUGAAUGCAACCGUAUCAAUAUAAAACAGCACUGGUUUUUGUAAGAAAAUUCUCUUGUAAUAAAAAUUGCUUUUCUUUAAA
Messenger RNA from Nematostella vectensis (starlet sea anemone), 635 nucleotides. Its product is annotated as U6 snRNA-associated Sm-like protein LSm7. The transcript has 4 exons. Gene Ontology annotation, biological process: mRNA splicing, via spliceosome; nuclear-transcribed mRNA catabolic process. Bases 46 to 354 code for a protein of 102 amino acids. Gene Ontology annotation, cellular component: Lsm1-7-Pat1 complex; spliceosomal tri-snRNP complex; U6 snRNP. Lineage: Eukaryota; Metazoa; Cnidaria; Anthozoa; Actiniaria; Edwardsiidae. Gene Ontology annotation, molecular function: RNA binding. The record is from RefSeq and is a predicted model, not a curated record.